GUUGAACUUGGUCCAGAGCGUCGACAUAACGCUUCUCGCUAAAGUCAUCAUCCCGCGAGUCCCGCGGGGCAAGUACUUAUAUCUCGUACUUGAGUAUCUUACGCUAUCGCGCGCUAGUCAUUUCAUUCACUGGCAUCAUCGUCGCCCGCGCACAUUCUACACACACGCACAAGCUGUUUUUUCUCGCGGCAGCGGCGGUCGGGGAGGUUAGGUCUCUCGCGGUCGAGAUGACGAUGAUGAUGGUUCUGUUGCUCGGGCGGCGGGCGAAUCACCGCGGUUGCAUUUCGCGUGGCUUGGUUUGUUUAUCUCUCCCAGCAGUCUCGCGUGUGCAGUGACGAGUUGACGACGCGGCGCUUGUUGUGGGUGCGGGUGUGCGCGCUUUUGGGACUUUUUUUGGCUGCUGCGGAGCUGCUGCCGUCGGCCGUACAUAGAGACACACUCUUGUGCAGCGAGAAAGUGGGUGUUUAUCGACGCUAUCAUCGGCAGUCGAGAGAUCAGUCGCGGGCGGCGGGACUAGAACUUAUGGAGAUCAACGAGAAAAAGGGUUCGGGCAAAGUUGGAUGCUGCGUCCGGCAGAUGGCGAUCAAGGUGUCUCUCGUAGACUGUCUGGGUGUGUAGAGUGUAGGAGAGGUUUUUAGAAACGAAACGACGGUUAAGCAUAAGUAGAUUUUUGGAAAGAUGUUGACGGAUAACGAACUCGUCAGGACGACUUUGGUUAGUGGCGAGCCGGAACUUGGCAAGGCCUUCCUCUUUGAGGCUGCAAUCUCCUGGGCAAAGGAGGGCCGGCAGAUACAUUACUUUACGUCCAAGCAGCUCGAGUCUCUACCACCGGCGUUUCACGACAGGAGCGAGCCUUCGGCGAACGCGCUCAAGAACAUAACUUUUAUCUACACGCCCAGCUACGAGGAGCUGAUCGCCCAGCUGAUUCGCCUCCGGAGCUUCCAGAAGCCACCCUCGAUCCUGCUGGUCGACGAGCUGGACGUGUUCAGCGACUACCGGAACAUCGGCUCCUCCUCCCGCGAACUCCACGCCGCCCGCUGUUGCGCCGUCCUUCUGAACGCUGCUCAGUCCUGCGCCAGGCUCACUUGCCCUCCACUUGUCCACGUCUGCGUCACGAGUUUCUCCACAGACCAGGCUCGUCGAGCGACUUACGGGAAGUACUUUGACAAUUUCUGGAACAUCUCUUCCGAGACGGCUGGCAGCGUGUGGAUGAGACGAGGCGAUGGCCAGAAAGCCAUGGAAUUCAAAAGGCUGGAUGACGCGGUCCUGGUGCUCAAGAGAGUUUUUAGCUGUCGAUGAGGCUCGGGUUCGGUGCAGAUUGUCGAUAGUAUCUUGAUUACGGAGAUACUCGUUUCGUUCGCUAACUUUGAGAAUUUGAAAUAAACCGUAAAAUUAU
Molecule: messenger RNA, 1396 nt
Organism: Nasonia vitripennis (jewel wasp)
Lineage: Eukaryota; Metazoa; Arthropoda; Insecta; Hymenoptera; Pteromalidae
Exons: 3
Coding region: 679-1299 (206 amino acids)
Biological process (GO): double-strand break repair via homologous recombination
Cellular component (GO): Shu complex
Molecular function (GO): single-stranded DNA binding; ATP binding; ATP hydrolysis activity
Source: RefSeq, a predicted model, not a curated record